CAAUUUUCAGGAUUAUUCUCAUAGAAAAGUAACCAAAUUCUCUUUGCUUUCGCUCAAACUAAUCGUUCUUUACUUGUGACAAUAUCUCUAUUCCUUUCUUCUUUCCGAUGACUAAAUCCAUAGCAUUUGUGGUUGAGCCCAUUGUCUCUGAACUCUUUAAGGAGUUGUUUGAGAAAUUGGCAUCUGUGGUUGAGCCUCUGUAAUAUAUGCUCGUUCGUCUUGAAUCUUAUAAUUUGAUUAUCACCGUAUUUGUAGUUUUGAUAAAGGCAAAAGAAGUGAAUAGAUGGAUCUUGUUCAAUCUUCCAACUCCGGAGUCAAAAUCACUAAGACGAUGCAAGUUGAUUCCAAUAAAGGAACCACGAAAUUGGAAUGCAAAAAGAAUGCUCAUGAAUCUGGGACAACGCAAGGAGGUGAUAGGGUUCAACCACUUAAUAACUCCAUUAGCAAAAAGGGAGAUGAAAUCAUUCAAACGAAGCAAGUUGAUCUUACUGAAAAAACUGAACGUGAUCAAUCAGUAUUUAAAGGGAAAGAGAACAAAACGAUUGAGGUGACAAUAGAUGUUAAUGCUCGGUUCAGGCCAUUAAUCAAGGUUGUACAGGAGCGUAAUUGGAUGAUUUUACAAUAUUUGGUAGAUAGCACUCCUGGGGCCUUGACUGAAACUGUUUCAGAAUUUGGGGAUACCAUUUUUCACAUAAUUAAUGUAUCAGAUGCCCCCACUUUGCUUACAAAGAAGCUUGCAUUCAAGAUCACUGCAGAAGAACUUCAAAAUUUGAGAGGAGAUCUUGGCUUAUCCGUUAUGUUCCACGCUACUAUUCUUGGCAAUACAAACGCUGUCAAAGUUUAUUUCCAGAGGCACACAAAAUUUCCAAACAUAAGGAACGGAGAGGGUUAUCUUCCAAUUCAUGAAGCAGCAGAAGCGGGCUACAAGGGAAUAAUUCAAUAUCUUUUGUCAAAAACAACAGUACGUUUGGAUGAUGAUAAAUGUGUUAAACUGAUUAAAGAUCUGAUCAGUUCUGAUCACUAUGGUGCUCUGCGACAAACGAUCUGGCAUGUCCUUAUGCUGCUAGUCCCAGACAUAAAAAACAUUCGCGAUAUAAAGUUGACACAUAUGCAAACCCUUGACAUUGUUAGAAUCUUGUGUCAUGGUAAUGACGUUACGUGGAAUUCCACAGAGGCCCUUAAAACUUUCUGGCCGGCAUUUCCUGAAGCUGCAAAACUUGGGAUUUGCGAGAUUGUCAAUGAAAUUUUGAAUGCUUAUUUCUAUGCUUAUAACUUCCACUACACAGAUAAUAAUUACGGUCUACUUCAUAUGGCAAUUUUACAUCGCCAAGAAAAGAUUUUUAAAAUUGUAAAAGAAAGGAAUCUGUAUCAAUACGAGUGGAAAGCGGCCAAAAAAGUUGGAAAAGCUGACAACCUUUUGCAUUUGGCUGGACAGUAG
Messenger RNA from Pistacia vera, 1438 nucleotides. RefSeq lists its product as uncharacterized. The coding region runs from base 284 to 1438 and encodes 384 amino acids. The record is from RefSeq and is a predicted model, not a curated record. Gene Ontology annotation, molecular function: protein binding. Lineage: Eukaryota; Viridiplantae; Streptophyta; Magnoliopsida; Sapindales; Anacardiaceae. The transcript is spliced from 5 exons.